CCAUUAUUCCUCCAUUGCCGCUCCAUCUCUUUCUCUUCAACCUUUUCGCUUCCUGUUCGGAAAUGGUAUCUUAGAAUAUUCAACUCCCACCCCUUCAAUAUAAACCAACCAGUACUUACUCUGCCUCCAUUUUCCCCACCUCACAUUCAUUCCCCACCAAAGUUCCGAUCCUCUGAACAGUGAGAAAUUAAAACCAUGGCGAGAGAGCAAUUGGUAGUGCUGAACGCACUCGACGUCGCCAAAACCCAAUGGUACCAUUUCACCGCAAUCGUGAUCGCCGGGAUGGGCUUCUUCACCGACGCAUACGAUCUGUUUUCGAUCUCCCUCGUCACCAAGCUUUUGGGUCGGAUCUACUACCACCACGAGGGGGCAGUUAAACCGGGGACUCUGCCUCCCAACGUCGCCGCCGCCGUCAACGGCGUCGCCUUCUGCGGGACGCUCGCCGGCCAGCUCUUCUUCGGCUGGCUCGGUGACAAAAUGGGGAGGAAGAAAGUGUACGGUAUGACUCUGAUGCUAAUGGUGCUCUGUUCUCUGGCUUCUGGGCUUUCGUUUGGGCACGAUGCCAAUGGAGUCAUGACGACGCUCUGUUUCUUCCGGUUCUGGCUCGGGUUCGGAAUCGGCGGCGAUUACCCUCUCUCGGCGACGAUUAUGUCCGAGUACGCCAACAAGAAGACCCGCGGCGCCUUCAUCGCCGCCGUGUUCGCGAUGCAGGGGUUCGGCAUCCUCGCCGGCGGGAUUGUCUCCCUAAUCGUCUCCACCGCGUUCGACCACGCGUUCCCGGCGCCGACGUACGAGCAGAACGCCGCCGCCUCCACCGUCCCCCAGGCCGACUACGUCUGGCGGAUAAUCCUCAUGUUCGGCGCCAUCCCCGCCGCCAUGACCUACUACUCCCGGAUGAAGAUGCCGGAAACCGCCCGGUACACGGCGCUCGUCGCGAAGAACGCCAAACAGGCCGCCAGCGACAUGGCGAAAGUCCUGCAGGUCGAAAUUGAAGCGGAGGAGGAGAAAAUCGAAGAGAUCUCGGAAACCCAAUUCGGGCUUUUCACCAAGCAAUUCGCCCGCCGCCACGGCCUCCACCUUGUCGGCACCGCCGUCUGCUGGUUCCUCCUCGACAUCGCCUACUACAGCUCGAAUCUCUUCCAGAAGGACAUCUUCAGCGCAAUCGGGUGGAUCCCGCCGGCUAAGACGAUGAACGCGGUCCACGAGGUCUACGUCGUGUCCCGAGCCCAAACCCUAAUCGCCCUUUGCGGCACCGUCCCCGGGUACUGGUUCACGGUGGCUUUAAUCGACCACAUCGGCCGAUUCGCCAUCCAAUUGAUGGGAUUCUUCUUCAUGACCGUGUUCAUGUUCGCCCUCGCGAUUCCGUACCACCACUGGACAUUGAAGGCGAAUCGGAUCGGGUUCCUGGUGAUGUACUCGCUCACUUUCUUCUUCGCGAAUUUCGGGCCCAAUGCGACGACGUUUGUGGUCCCGGCGGAGAUUUUCCCGGCGCGGCUGAGGUCGACCUGUCACGGGAUCUCGGCGGCGGCGGGGAAGGCGGGGGCGAUGGUGGGGGCGUUCGGGUUCCUGUACGCGGCGCAGUCGACGGAUCCGGCGAAGACGGAUGCGGGUUACCCGCCGGGGAUCGGAGUGAAGAACUCGCUGAUUGUGUUGGGUUGUAUUAAUUUCCUCGGGAUGUUGUUUACGCUGCUGGUGCCGGAGUCGAAGGGGAAGUCGCUGGAGGAGCUUUCCGGCGAGAACGAGGAGGACAGCACUAGUGGGAACGAGGCUUCCGCCAAUAGGACUGUGCCAAUCUAAUAAAGACAAAAAAAAUAGUUUUUAAGUUUGAAAUUUUCGUCUACAUGGUGAAAGGGAGGUGGUGGUGUUGAAUUUCUAGCUUAUUUUGUUUUUGGUUUUCAUUUUGGGGACGACAGAAGGCAGUGAGAAGGAAUUAAAGGAAUAAAUAUAUGUGCUGUACAUUGUAAGGUACGUUUCUAUUUGAGCUUUAUUAGAAGGAAGUUUGCACUUUGUCACUUGGUAUAUGUAUCUCACACUGCAAAAUCUCUACUUUGUCGUCUUCAUUUUUCUUCAAUCAGCAAGAAACAAACACUUGUGACGUUCAUCCGUUGCCGGUCACAGAAUGCUGCCAUCAGCUUCCCCACCUGGGUGUUCGGACUGGUUCAUGCGUAAUGCAUUAAUUGGAAAGGAGCAUUAAGUUAGCCUAAUUUUAGCAACUAAUGUGAAUGAUAGCACAAUAUCAUUGCCAUUGAUCGAUGGAAUUAGGCCCCAUAGGUAAAUUCGGCAAUUACCAAUUAUUUAUGGAACUAGGAAGGAAUUCGAAUUCGAAUUUAUUGACGAGAAUGGGAAGGCUGAUUCAAUAUGACAAAUGCAUGAUGCCUGGCAGAACCGACCUAGACAAUCGAGGACCACGCGCCCCUAGAAAACACUCGCUUCUGCAAACAAAAUCAAAUGGUGAGC
This is a messenger RNA of Linum trigynum, 2457 nucleotides long. NCBI's taxonomy places the organism in Eukaryota, Viridiplantae, Streptophyta, Magnoliopsida, Malpighiales, Linaceae. The record is from the annotation of a GenBank genome assembly.